AUGCGCUACGAGGUUGACACAAAGGUCCCUACUACACGGGUCUUUUGUGAGCUACAGGGCAUCUUAGACAUCAAGUGCACCAACUUGUCCGUCAAGUUCCCAAACCUCAAGGGGAUCGACGACUUCUGGACCGAUACGACCCCUGCCGUGAUUAGAGAGGUCCAUGGCACAGAAGUUCUUGACGAGGUCGAAGUUUUGGGCGAUGUACAGCGUGUUCUGGCUGCUAGAGGCAUUCUGAACGACACAAAAUCACGUCUCGAUAAUUCUAUAUUUGACCAACGCCGUGAUGCUCUCAUAGUUCCCAUCGACCUUUGGAACAGCACCAGCAACUCGCUUGGCCUGGUCAUACUACUAAAAGAUUUAUAUAACCGCACAAACAGUAGCCCUGAGAUAUCUCCGCCGUCAAACGCCAUUGCUUGCUCUAUAGACGCUCGAUGGGCAAAGGGAAAGACCGUUAUGGAAAUGACCAUAAACACUCCACUCGACCAUGAGUUUGUUGCUGGCAGAGUCCUCAAUCUUGUCGAGACUGAGCUUGAGCUCCAACUUCUCUUGGGUUACACCCGUGUGAUACCACCCGCCAAUGCGUCCAUGGUACCUAUUCAGUUGACUCCAGACUGGUAUGACAUGUUAUCGCCAACGUUGCCGGAUAAAGCGCCUGACGAAAUACCCUGGCUGCCUAUCAACGGAUCGAAGCGGACUACCCUUGAGACUUUGUUCACUACUAAAUUUCAUCCCAAUUACAGCCGACAGACCGAAUUUGAGACUUUCAUUGCUACCGUAUUUGUCGACGGGUUAUCACGUAGUGGCCUCAUACCCAACUUCGGAGGUUCACGCUUCCUUGGGCCUGUGCCCUGGGGUGGCUUUGAACCUGAGCACGAAAACCUGGCCAGAAAGCUGCUCCGUCAGGGCGAUCCAUUAGAGGUACUCCCUGAACCAGAGAUGCUUAAGUUUGGCAAUAGAACACGCUUGGAAAUGAAGGCUAUUUACACAGGCUAUGUCAUGACAGUUGAUGGCUGGUUUGAUUGGCCAUCUGUCAUCGGUCUUCUUUUGCACGCUGUGAUAGCCAUUGUGCACACGUUCCUCAUACUCAUCAUGCGCAAGACAGGCGGAGCAUGGGACUCGCUUAUAGAGUUGAUCGCUUUGACGCAAAGAUCUGCUCCGCCUCCUCCGUCACUCGUCUGCUGGUAUACGGUCGUUCAAAACGGUCAGGUUGGUGGCAUGGGUGGAGGCGCCGGAGGCUGGGAAGACGAGUAG
Messenger RNA from Fusarium sp. VM40, 1254 nucleotides. The record is from the annotation of a GenBank genome assembly. Lineage: Eukaryota; Fungi; Ascomycota; Sordariomycetes; Hypocreales; Nectriaceae.